AGCCCCGAUUCUGCAGAUUCCUGCCGCUGCUGCAGGAGACAACCCCAGCCAACCUCAAAACCUCACAACAACCUCACAACCGGCAGCAGCGUACGGACAAUUGGCAGAAGAAGCCAAACCCGACAGCCGCCAUGUCGGAUCCGUCAAAGCUGCCCUUGGCGCAAAACAUUUUUAGGACCAACGACAGUAGAUUUGCGGACGCAGGUGAGAGUAGCCGCAGAUGGGGCAUGGCUUUGCCUGCGCCCAUUAAGCCGCCCCUGGAUGGAUAAAGUAUGUCUGACCAACUUUCAAGACUGGGCAAUGGACAACACUUCGGAGGUGAUAUGUGCUGUGGCUGAUGAAUUUGACGAUAUCAUCCAAAAUGCGGAAGACCUACUGCGGAAGAUAGAAGCCAACAAACAUGCGGCUAUUUUGACUGCGAUCACUGCACGCCGGAUCCGGACCCUUGCCAAGGAACAAGAGCCCAGUGGAAGCUGGCGACGAAUGAUAAAAACUGUGUCAGCCUAUAAGAAAUUGAUGCCGGACGAAAUGACCGUCUUGAUCGCUUUGCAAUCCGAUAGGGACGAAACCAGGGCCAAGCGAGACCGGGAUCCACAUAUUGUCCUCCUCCGGUCGAUCUAUAAGGCGAAAAUGGACGAAAAACCACGGAAUGGACAGCUGGAUGCUAUGCCGCCGGCUGAGAAGUGCUGGUUCAAGCCCUAUAUUGAUGACGACGUUAAGCACUCAUCUCCAUUUAAUGAAGAUGACGAAGUAGCGGUCAUGAGUAGUUUUAUUUAUGCCAAAAAAAACCAAUUUGCAUGAUCCUUUGCCGGUUUCUAUGUUCAGACUGGAAUGGACUGUGUAACAGGAACUUCUGUUUUUAUUUUAUUACAGCAGCAGAGUAGCUGAACCGACGACGAGUGGAAACAUUUUACGGAGAUUGUUAGAGUACCAGAAAAGGCGUGGCCUGUCGGCUUGAUCGUACUGCAAGCCAUAGCCAACAGAAAAAUCACGUCGUCGCCACUCAAGGGCAAAAACCCUUGUAUCACGUAUAGCGGGUGCCGUAAAAUAAUGCCCGGAGACAAUGAGGACUGGAUCCGUGAUCGUCUGCCUAAACUGGUUAAAACACUAAAAACAGGCAACUUUAACACGCUGCCGUCAUUCAAGACACGAAAUAGAAGAGCAGCCCGCGCGGCAGCAGAAGCCCUUCGGAUGAAUCAGCCGGUAUCGGUAGCCCCUGGUGCCAACCAAAAGAAAUGCAAAUCCAAGUCGACAAAGCAAGCACUGCCGGUGGCCGGUGCGGAGAUGGGUUCAAAAGCCAUGGACCGGACGGAAUCCGGCACCGGGUCAUCAGUGCAGAUCUUGGCUACUGAG
Paramacrobiotus metropolitanus is the source of this 1353-nucleotide messenger RNA. RefSeq lists its product as uncharacterized. Lineage: Eukaryota; Metazoa; Tardigrada; Eutardigrada; Parachela; Macrobiotidae. The record is from RefSeq and is a predicted model, not a curated record. The coding region runs from base 262 to 801 and encodes 179 amino acids. The transcript has 5 exons.